AAGAAAACUGGAUCAUUCUUUACCAAUAUUGGAAAUUGGAUCAAGAGCCAAUUUCAUCUCCGACCUCAUGAAAACGAGCCAGUGCCAUAAAUGAAGCGAGGGAAAAUAUGCUCAGUGUAUUAUACAAUUCACAAACUGGAUUCAUUAGUUUUUCAUUUAUUAAUGUAUCUCUCUGGGGAUUUGAUGGGACCUCAUGGGACAGAUCAGCAGCCAUCAUCUGGAUUAAAACAUACGAGGACUUUUUGGCAAUCCAGGUCAUCCGCUGAAUGCCAAUCGAAUAAAUCCACGAUCGGCACAAUGCCUGCUGUAUAUACACGUGCGCGCACCAACACACACGUGCAAAGGUCCCAUUAAAAAAAAAACAUCUGUCACUUCAGUGGUCUGCUUAUCUCACCCAGCCAUGUCGCCCCCCCGAGAGCACAAAGGCAUCGGCGGUGUUUAAUGUCCAGCAGAUGAGUUUGUCGCUGCCCACGACGCUGAUCACACACAGCCGUUUCCGUCCAACGCACACGCAACAGACAUGCCGUUGGACGUAAUUAAUGCCUCAUGUGAUAAAAGCAGACAAAAGCAAGUCAUGGCCUCACUUCACUCUGACUUAACGCCACCCUCAGCCAGCUCCACACACACACACACACACACACACACAUCGCACACCUCCCUACCGCCCCCACACCUUCCUAAACAGACCCAUAGUGACUCGGCCACCUCCUCACCCCACCCCCUCUGUGGACUGAGCUGCAUGCUCACUGUCCCGAAAACAUGAUGAGCCAGAGCAGAUGCAGCGGCAGCAGUGGCAGCAGCAGAGCGGCAGCGGCAGCAGCAGAGCGGCAGCGGCGGCAGCAGAGCGGCAGCACCUGGCUCAGGCGUCACGCAGCCUCUCAGUGACAUUCUGCUUCGACUUGGCUGAGAGAGGCAGCUCAUCCAGCUCAGCUCCCGCUGGGAGGAAAAGUUCUCCCAUGUCCUCUCUCUUCGGCUGCCGAGCCGAUUGUCAUAAUUAGCGAAUGACUGAGGGAGGAUGCUCUGCAACUUGAGGACACUUUUCUCAUCUGGUCGCGGCGCGGCAGCGUCAGAUGGCCGAGGGGGAACGUGAUGCCGUUACUGUGUGCCUCCUGGUCUCCACCCUCAUCCCGCUCUUCGUCCGUUUUUUUUCCUCCUCUGCCUCCGUGCGCAGACUUUUGCCUCGGACCAUUCUGGCACGCGAGGGUCGAGCGGGCAGGAAUUUCCCAUCCACCUCCAAUGCUCUCUCCAGCUGUGUGGUGAACCUGCUGCUCAGCGCCACACUUGACCCGAAGGCUUCCCGGGCAAAACAAAGGAAUUAACCAUGAACUUCACUCUCACCAGGAGACACAGUGUGCCAAUGGACAGGGAGCUGUGAGAUCUGUGGAAAGUUAACUGUCACGAAAUGGACCAACGUCACCUGUCUGACCUGAGGGAAACGUUUGUACAGCGAGUUUCCACGGGGAGGGUGUUUGCUGUCCUCUACUGGAGCGGGGAGCGUAGUUACCUGAGACCAGAAAUGCCAAAUUGAAACACUCUUGUCAUGAUUGGAUUUUAAUUAACAAAAGGACACCAUGGAGGGAGACGGCGUCCUGAACUCCACUGUAAACACCACCGCCAUGGAUUUCCACCCGGUCAGCCACAACCUGUGGGAGGUGAUCUCCAUCGCGACUGUGUCGGCCGUGGUCAGCCUCAUCACCGUCGUGGGGAACGUGCUGGUGAUGCUCUCCUUCAAGGUCAACAGUCAGCUGAAGACGGUGAACAAUUACUACCUGCUGAGUCUGGCAGCCGCCGACCUCAUCAUAGGUGUCUUCUCCAUGAAUCUCUACACCUCGUAUAUACUGAUGGGCUACUGGGCCCUGGGGAACCUCGCCUGUGACCUGUGGCUGGCGCUGGACUACGUCGCCAGUAACGCCUCGGUCAUGAACCUGUUGGUGAUCAGUUUCGACAGAUACUUUUCCAUCACUAGGCCGCUGACCUACAGGGCCAAGCGGACCCCCAAGCGAGCCGGGAUCAUGAUAGGUUUGGCCUGGAUGGUGUCGCUUGUUCUGUGGGCCCCGCCUAUUCUCUGCUGGCAAUACUUUGUGGGGAAACGGACGGUCCCUGAGAGGCAAUGCCAGAUCCAGUUUUUCUCUGAGCCCGUGAUAACCUUUGGGACAGCUAUCGCCGCCUUUUAUAUUCCUGUAUCGGUCAUGACGAUCCUAUAUUGUCGAAUCUACAAGGAGACAGAGAAGAGAACCAAAGAUCUGGCAGAGCUGCAGGGGAUUAACUUCCCCAGCGACCCCGGGGUCGCCCAGCCUCAGAAGCCCAUCGUCAGGUCAUGUUUUAGCUGUAAAUUGAGGUCGACCUCACAUGACAGGAAUCAAGCCUCUUGGUCCUCCUCCAGCAGAAGCAAUGCGGCCAAGUCGGCGGCCACCACCAACGACGAGUGGUCCAAAGCUGGUCAGCUGACCACCUUCAACAGCUACGCCUCGUCCGAGGACGAGGACAGGCCCGCGUCUCCGGGGAGCUUCCAGCCCUCCUUCAGGAACAAGGCUUGCGAGACCAUCAAGGGUGGAGUGGGCAGCGAGAGCGAGCAGCUCAGCAGCUAUGAGGAGGACAGCUUCUUCCAGACGCCACCCAAAAGCAGCUCCCAGAAGAGCGGCAAGUGCGUGUCCUACAAGUUCAAGCCUGCGGCCAAAGACGCUCCCGUGGAGCACCGCGGCAAGAACGGAGACACCAAAAUGGCGUCGUCGGCGUUCUCCUCCGCCGAGUCCAUGAGCGUCCCGUCCGCCUCCUCGACGUCUAAGCCCAUAGACGCCACGCUGAAGAGCCAGAUCACCAAGAGGAAGAGGAUGGUGCUGAUCAAGGAGAGGAAGGCGGCUCAGACUCUCAGCGCCAUCCUGCUGGCGUUCAUCCUAACGUGGACGCCUUACAACAUCAUGGUGCUUAUUUCCACCUUCUGCUCGGACUGCAUUCCCCUCUCCCUCUGGCACCUCGGCUACUGGCUGUGCUACGUCAAUAGCACCGUCAACCCCAUGUGCUACGCCCUUUGCAACAAGACCUUCCAAAAGACCUUUCGAAUGCUCUUACUUUGCCAGUGGAAGAAGAAGAGGAUUGAGGAGAAGCUGCACUGGUACGGACAAAACCCCGUCGUCAGCUCCAAACUGACAUGAACUAUUGUUAUUUUUAAAUACAGGAUAUUGCUGUAAAUAAAAUGUUAAUCUUGGCUUCACGAACUAUAUCAAGGAGCUGGUUCAAUUUGUAGUUUAAAUGGUUCAUUAAUCGAUACGUCUGCAGCAGUAUAUGUUGAUUACUGCUCAAACAUUGGAAAUGGAAAAAACACAUAAAAUUGCCCCAACAAAGUCAAAACAAAACACAUUUUAGGGAUUCCGUGGGUAUUGUGCCAGUGCUGAAGACGCACAUUUUGGAAUUGUGGUUUUAUUUUAAAGGGCUAAUACAUGUCGUCCUGAUGUCAGAAACUUGAUGAUAAUCAAAGCCUUUUCACGUGUGCUAUUGCAAUUUAAGGAUGAGCGAAUAUGCCUCCAACUUCCUUGUUUUCACGUCUCAUCCGCUGCGUUUUCUGUCCUGCUUCAUCUCAGUGAACAAUAUUGAGUAAUAAUUCCAUAAAUUAAAAUACAAAUAUGACUCAACGCUUCUGAUCCAGCGCACAAAAUUGAAUACUUAUUUUACUCAUACUUGCUAAAUAAUGUCAAUGUUUACAACUAUUGUGGAGGAUUCAAAAGUACACUUUGUUUCUUACAAGUUUAUUAGUUUUCCUCCUCCGGAUAUUUUCUUUUUCCAUGAGCAUUGAAAUACAGUACAAUACAUUUGUUUUCUGUGAAUAUCUGUAGCUUAAUCAAUAUGCCAUCAUAUCUUCACUGUACUUCUGGCAAACUUGUAAUGUUCUGUGACAAAGAAAAUGCUGUUUGUGAAAUGUUCUUCUGUGUCAGCAUUGGAUGGGAGCUAUUUUACAUCCUUCAUAAGCUACAAUGUCAUGAAACACUUUUUUUGUAGUCGUGAUAAUAAAGAAAUAUGCACUUGCAACGUGGGGAAUGGUGACCUGCUUGGCUUCAUGGUGAUCGAUGCAGACAAAUCUACAGCUAAAACCCGCCAGCAUUUUUAUACUGUGUUCAAAAUCUGUGAUCCACUUUCCUGUUCUCUGUAUUUUGUGAUCAUUUCAAUAAAACGUGGUGAAUUUAA
Gasterosteus aculeatus aculeatus (three-spined stickleback) is the source of this 4179-nucleotide messenger RNA. Lineage: Eukaryota; Metazoa; Chordata; Actinopteri; Perciformes; Gasterosteidae. The record is from RefSeq and is a predicted model, not a curated record.